Bradysia coprophila is the source of this 1583-nucleotide messenger RNA. It is a transcript of the gene Tmhs, whose product is annotated as Tetraspan membrane protein in hair cell stereocilia. Gene Ontology annotation, biological process: sensory perception of sound. The record is from RefSeq and is a predicted model, not a curated record. NCBI's taxonomy places the organism in Eukaryota, Metazoa, Arthropoda, Insecta, Diptera, Sciaridae. Gene Ontology annotation, cellular component: plasma membrane.
CGUUAUGCUUAUACAAUGCUGGUUCUGACACAACAAUCAACUACACUUAAACAAAUAUUUGAACUAAUUUCAAAUGAUACCUCUAUGAAUUGAGAAGGAUAUAGGGAAUUAUCCCGGAUUAUUGUUUUCAGAAAAAUUAUUUUACUUGCCAAAGAAGUUAACACACUACCAAAGCGUAGAUGUAUCCAUGCCAAAGCACGCACACAUCAAUGAGAGAAACGAAAAAUGUUUCAUUCACUCAUACCAUUAUCGGUGUAAGUUGUUCAUUCAACUAUAUUGAAUCCAGCAACAUUUCAUCGUUUUAGUUAAUCAACAAGUCGCGUACAGAAAGCAAAUAAGCUUAAAUAUUAUUUACAAAAAAAAUGCCAUCUUAAUGGCAAAUUGUUAUGGUUAACAUUUAACGAACUGGACAAGUGUAUAUAUAUGUGAUUUGUGAAUUCAGUGUAAAACGCUUAAGAUAAAAGUGAAGGUAAAAACAACGAUACCGUAAUGGGUACAAAAAUAGAAUAUGUGGAAUCAUCUCAUCUCUAUGCAACAAAUUAUAUUAGAAAUUCGAAGGCGAUAGCUGUGUUAUGGGCGAUAUUUACCAUAUGCUAUGCAAUAAUUAGUACAGUGGCUUUCUUAACACCAGAAUGGGUCGGUGAUAUGGACUCGGAUAGUGCCGGGCGACUAGGCUUAUGGCAAGUCUGUCAAAAAGAUGACACAAGUGAAAAUUGCCAAAAGCAAUUUAGUGAUAUGUUAUCUGUUCCUUCUGUGCCCUUUCAGGUGGCAACAAUAUUUGUUGGAAUAGCCGUCAUAACUGCAAUUAUGACGAUUUGUUUAUUGAUCCUAAUGUUUUUCAUGAGAUCAACAACUGUGUUUCAUAUCUGCGGUUGGAUGCAAAUAUUAUCAGCCAUCUGUAUGAUCGUCGGCUGUGUAGCCUUUCCCUUUGGUUGGAAUUCAAAUGAAUUUCGUAAGAUUUGUGGUCCUGAAUCGAAUCGUUUUGAAUUGGGACUGUGUGGAAUUCGUUGGGCUUAUCCAUUAGCUAUUAUUGCUUGUAUUGAUGGGUGCAUACUGGCUACAUUGGCAUUCAUAUUAGCCACGCGACAUGUCCGUUUACAACCGGAACCGAUGUAUCAGAGUUCUAUGUAUAAAGGUGAAAUAAACAAUGCUUAUUUAACAACCGAUGCUGCAAGCAUAGCUGGAUCACGGAAAUCAAUGAAUCUACAGCCUGUACUGCUAGUGGCCUCACCACAUCACAAUAUGCACGACGAUACAAUCUCGCAAUUUUCCAGUCGCACAGCAACGCGCUACAAUCGACCCGACUACCACAAUUCCAUGCAUCAGUUUCAACUGUAAAAGUAUUUAUUUUCGAAGUUAUUUAUAAAAUUGAUAAAUUAAUGUUCCGAAUGUUACGCGUGAAAGCUUCAGCAGAGACUGAAAUUAGCAAAUAAUCGCAAAAUAAAUUGAAAAAUUGUUCUUUUUCCUCUGCCUGGGACAUUUGGCUAUCAAUUAGAUUAAUUUCAGUUUUAUGUGUUAAGACUAUAAUAGUAGGAUCAAAUAAAUGGACGUCUUUACGAUCAAUGUGAAUUUAUUAUUAUUGG